AUGAUCAAGUCUGCUGUUAUCCUCGGUGCCUUUGUUGCCGCUACCAAGGCUGCCACUUGCGACUCGCCCGUGCAGCGUCAGAACUUUCUUUCGCUCUCAGAUGACGACAAGACGGCUUAUCUCGAUGCUGUUUCCUGCCUCACAACCCACGAAGCGGUCUUUGGCCUCUACGAUGGAGCCACGACCCUGUGGGAUGAACAGCAAUACCUGCACUUGACCAUGUCAAACUAUAUCCAUGGCGUGGGACAAUUUCUCCCAUGGCAUAGAUAUUAUAUGACAUUGCAUGAGAAAUUACUGCAAACCUACUGUGGCUACACCGGCGGUAUCCCAUACUGGGACGAGCAAGCUGACGCCGCCAACAUCACCGAAUCCGAGAUCUGGAACUGGUUAGGCGGAGACGGAAACUCGUCCGACAGUCAGAUUGUGACCGAUGGGCCAUUUGCCAACUUGGAACUCCAUUUGGGAGGAUGGUCUUUCAAUACAGUCAUUCCAAAGAUUGCAACGUAUCACCUCAACCGCACCAUUAGUGAAAGCAUCUUUCAGGGCGCAAAUCAGACAAAUGUAGACGCCUGCUUUGCACUGGACAACUACGACGAGGCAUGGUAUUGCUACGCCAAGAAGCCUCAUUCAUCAGCUCAUGCGGGCACCGGAGGCACGAUGCAGAAUCCAGUACUCUCUCCAGGCGACCCAAUCUUCUUCCUCCACCACACCAAUCUUGAUCGACUCUGGUGGUUGUGGCAGUCGGCCAACUUGACUGCCCGUCUCACGGAUAUGGGCGGCUCAAACGUGCCUUCGGACGAGUUCAAUGCCCAGAACAGCUGGGACGCCCCUGGUGCGAAUUUCACCGAUUACAGCGGCGACCCGGCCAAUGUCACCACUCUUGCACACGUCCUGUCAAUGUACGACAUGAUUCCCAACGUGACGAUUGCGGACAUUAUGGACAUUGGCGGCGAGGUUGUCUGUGCGGAAUACGUCUAA
Molecule: messenger RNA, 978 nt
Organism: Pestalotiopsis fici W106-1
Lineage: Eukaryota; Fungi; Ascomycota; Sordariomycetes; Amphisphaeriales; Sporocadaceae
Exons: 3
Coding region: 1-978 (325 amino acids)
Molecular function (GO): oxidoreductase activity
Source: RefSeq, a predicted model, not a curated record